AUGGUUUUUAGUUCUUCAAUCAGUUUCCUCGUUUUAUACAUUUUUAUUGCAGUUUCUUUUGGGUUUCCUGUUAAUUCUUUAGAAACAAAAAACCACCAAUCAGUCAAUCAAACCUUUAGAUCUGCACAACAACUUCACAAAUUGAAGAAGAUGAUAGCUACCCGUCUUCAGCAAAUCAACAAGCCCGCAAUUAAGACCAUUCAGAGUCCCGAUGGUGAUAUCAUAGAUUGUGUUUUGAAUCAUAAACAACCAGCUUUUGAUCAUCCUUUAUUAAAAGGACAAAAACCAAUGGAUCCUCCUGAAAGUCUAAGAAGGCAGCAUCAAAUAGAAAAUACGAGUGAUCAUUUUCAAAUAUGGAGUUUAUCGGGUGAAUCAUGUCCAGAUGGAUCAAUUCCAAUUAGAAGAAUAACAGAAGAAGACAUGUUAAGAGCUUACUCUAUUAAUAGCUUUGGAAGAAAAUUUGACGAUCCUUAUGUACAUGAAUAUGUAGUUGUUUCAGAGAAAAAUGAUAAGUUCCAUGGAGGAGAGGGUACCUUUAACGUGUGGCAACCUUAUAUAGAAAAUGAAAGGGAAUUUAGCUUGGCUCAAAUGUGGCUUGUCGCUGGUACAUCUGGAAAAGAUCUCAACUCCAUUGAAAUUGGUUGGCAGGUUUACCCGCAUCUCUACGGUGACUACCGCACUCGAUUUUUUAUCUAUUGGACGGCUGAUGAUUAUAAAAAAACUGGGUGCUACAAUUUAGUUUGUUCAGGCUUUGUUCAAACUAACAAAAAUUAUGCAAUAGGAGGUGCAAUUAAUCAGAUUUCUACAUAUAAUGGAGUGCAGUAUUCUAUGAACUUAAAGGUGUUGAAGCAUAACUAUACUGGACAUUGGUGGCUUGUAGCUGGACCAGGAGCUGGAACAUUAAUUGGGUACUGGCCGUCCAAUUUGUUCACACACUUGAAGUCUGCUGCAGAUGAAGUUAAUUUUGGUGGAGAAAUAGUGAACAUAAAAACAACAGGGUCUCACACUUCCACCGCAAUGGGAAGUGGAAACUUUCCUGACGAGGGUUUUAGAAAAGCUGCAUAUAUUAGAAAUCUGCAAGUUAUAGAUGGUGACAACAACUUGAAACCUUUCAAAAAUCCUAAAUAUGGUCUUACAAAUUUUUUUUGUUAUAGUAUAUUACAAGGAAAUACUAAUCCGAAGUGGGGCUAUCACAUUUACUUUGGUGGGCAUGGCAGGGGUUAUAACUGUCGCUAA
Vicia faba (fava bean) is the source of this 1236-nucleotide messenger RNA. NCBI's taxonomy places the organism in Eukaryota, Viridiplantae, Streptophyta, Magnoliopsida, Fabales, Fabaceae. The record is from the annotation of a GenBank genome assembly.